AUGGAUGAACAGACAGGAACCUUUAAUCCGCGAGUACUUUGGCCAGAUGUAAUAAGGUUACCGCAAAAUAGAUGGAUUUUUACCUGCAAAGAGAUUAUUGAUAGACUUGGGACAGAUGUGCAUAAAACCGCUGAAAUGAAGAAGUUGAUGGAAAAAUGUCUCAUGUAUCUUUACUUCAUGAAGAAAUCGUUGAACUUAUUUGACUACACAUAUGUCGAAGCCUCAAUAUUAUUUUUUAGAUAUUGGUAUUACUAUGGACUGUCAUAUAACUUAUUAGACAGUAUACAUAUCUCCCAGGCUAUUUUGGUUACAGCUUGUAAAACAAUGGAGAAUAAUAGACCCAUCGAUGCUUACGUUAAGUCAACGUGUGAGUUUGUAACAAUACAUAAGAUACCAGUUGGAAAUGCCGGACCAAGGCCAAACAUGGAUAAACUGAAGUGGGAGUUCAGAGAUAGAUUGGUGAAGAAUGAGAAGAAACUACUCUGUCAAUUUGGGUUUGAUUUCAAUGAUGGUGUUGGAAAUGCACGUGAGCUAAUUGAAGAAAUAUUUAGCGGCUUUUAUCGAUUUAAUAGAGAUGAUAUUCUUCCAGAUGAAUUCAAAAAAACUGCUUUCCCUAAAAUUCUGCAGGAGUCCAGAAUGUUUAUUGUACAGGGAAUGACUCAGCCAGUGACUCUGCUCUGUGAUGGCUACAAGUUUGUUGUGAUGAGUCUUAUAUAUUGUGGACUAGAAUACAAAAGACUUGUAGAUAAAAACUUCAGGUACCCAAAAAAUUUUUUCUCUCGAGUUCUUCUCCCUUCACUGAAAUUCAAUACACAAGAACUUGUGGAAACAUUUAUGGAUUAUCGCAUUUUGGAAGAUAAUUUUUUUGAUCUAAAGAGUAAUAAAGGAAGUAAAUUGCAUAUUUCAGAGGAAAUGAUAAGGAAUAUAACGGACGAAGACAACGAUUUCUGCCAUAGCAAUGAAGAAUUGUUUGAUUAUGAACAUAUUAGAGAAGGUAACGUCAGUAAGGAAUUUAUGGAACACAUUCAAUCAAAAGUAGACGCAAUGUACGAGAAAUACAAAACGAAGGUCUAG
This is a messenger RNA of Nakaseomyces glabratus, 1074 nucleotides long. It is a transcript of the gene BUR2, whose product is annotated as Bur2p. The record is from RefSeq and is a predicted model, not a curated record. Lineage: Eukaryota; Fungi; Ascomycota; Saccharomycetes; Saccharomycetales; Saccharomycetaceae.